Molecule: messenger RNA, 933 nt
Organism: Aspergillus bombycis
Lineage: Eukaryota; Fungi; Ascomycota; Eurotiomycetes; Eurotiales; Aspergillaceae
Exons: 1
Coding region: 1-933 (310 amino acids)
Biological process (GO): anaphase-promoting complex-dependent catabolic process
Cellular component (GO): anaphase-promoting complex
Source: RefSeq, a predicted model, not a curated record
AUGAAUGGACGUCCGUUCGCCAUCUCCUCCAUCCCCGGUAAUACCUUAUCGGCAUUAGUUCUCGAAGAACGUGCGCUCCGUGCUCGCAAGAACAACAUCGCCUCAUUCGGUUACUCGUGGAUCAAGCCUGCAGGAUGCACUAAGACUAUGCUGGGCAUGAAAGAGGAAGAGGCGGAGAGGGAGGAAGCACUAGCUGCGGCAACUGCAGAGAUGGCGGCGGCCGCUGCAGUAGCUGAAGCAGGAGCUGCUGGGAUAGAUGGGCUCAAUCCACAGCAUGGUGAUGAACAGGAUGACACGGGAAUUGAGAGAGACUUGGACGAUGACAUUCCUGACGCAGAUGCAGAGGGUCUCGUCGAGGAAGGAGAGGAGGGUCUGGAUGAGGAUGAUGUUGUUGACGAGGAGGGGUACAUGGAGCGGGAUCUGGACGAUGAUAUCCCUGAAGCGUUCCCUGAUGACAAUGACGACGAUCAAAUCGAUGAUGAUUUUGAUAACCAGCCAGACCUGGAUGAUGACAUUCCCAGCGCCGAAGACAUAAGUGAGGAAGAAAUGGGCCGCGAUUUGGACGAUGAUAUCCCCGAGGCUGCAGAGAACCAGUCCGAACAAGAAGAUGAAUGGCAACAUACCGAUACAGAUGCCGAGUUAGAUGACGAGGAUGAGGCCAGUUUCUCACAUGAUCCAUUUACGCAAAACCUCCGAGCCAGUACAGCCAGCAGUCGUGGUCUACCUCCAACACCUGUUCACGCUCAGGAGACAGAGGCCCAACGCCGGUUCCUCCAGCGUUGGAGUGGCGGCGGCGAUGUCAUCGACACAAGCGGCAUGAUGAUCGAUGAAGAUGAUCUACGUGCAUCUGUUACUAGUCAAGGUAGUCGGCGAAGCUUUUUCAGUAGAUUCCCCAGACGACGAGCUGGGGGACCUAGGGAUAGUUUUGACUAG